AGCUCAGAGCCGGAGCCGGAGCUGGAGCUGGAGCCCGAGCCCGAACUGGGCACUGGGAGGCGGCCGCGGAGACCCUUGAGCCCUGCAGGAUGCGUCUCCGGCUCUUCUGCAUCCUGCUCGCCGCGGUCUCAGGAGCCCAGGGCUGGGGCUACUACGGCUGUGAUGAGGAGCUGGUGGGGCCCUUGUACUAUCGCUCCCUGGGUGCCUCCUCCUACUAUGGGCUCUUCACGGCUCCACGCUUCGCCCGACUGCACGGCAUAAGUGGAUGGUCUCCCCGGACUGGUGACCCGAAUCCCUGGCUCCAGAUCGACUUAAUGAAGAAGCACCGGAUCCGGGCGGUGGCCACACAAGGCUCCUUUAACUCUUGGGACUGGGUCACACGCUACAUGCUGCUCUACGGUGACCGAGUGGACAGCUGGACCCCGUUCUACCAACAAGGGCACAAUGCGGCGCACUUGCUACUGCACAUGAGCCUGGGCAGCAGCCCCAUCCAACCACGGCCGGGACACACCACGGUGAGCGCUGGUGGGGUCCUCAAUGACCAGCACUGGCACUACGUGCGUGUGGACCGAUAUGGCCGCCAAGCAAACCUCACCCUGGACGGCUAUGUGCAGCGUUUCAUUCAUGGCGACUUCGAGAGGCUGAACCUGGACAAUGAGAUGUUCAUUGGAGGUCUGGUGGGCGCACAGAAAAACCUUGCCUAUCGGCAUAAUUUCCGUGGCUGCAUGGAAAAUGUAAUCUUCAACCGAGUCAACAUCGCGGACCUGGCUGUGCGGCGCCAUUCGAGGAUCACCUUCGAGGGUAAGGUGGCCUUCCGCUGCCUGGACCCGGUCCCUCACCCGGUCAACUUCGGAGGUCCUCACAACUUCCUGCAAGUGCCUGGGUUCCCUCGGCGCGGCCGCCUCGCAGUCUCCUUUCGCUUCCGCACCUGGGACCUCACGGGACUGCUACUUUACUCCAGCCUGGGGGACGGACUGGGCCACGUGGAGCUGAUGCUCAGUGAAGGGCAGGUCAACGUGUCCAUUGCACAGACCGGCCGAAAGAAGCUUCAGUUCGCUGCUGGGUACCGCCUGAACGAUGGCUUUUGGCACGAGGUGAAUUUCGCGGCACAGGAAAACCAUGCAGUCAUCAGCAUUGAUGAUGUGGAGGGGGCAGAGGUCAGGGUCUCAUACCCACUGCUGAUCCGUACAGGGACUUCGUACUUCUUUGGGGGUAAGUGGUGGCUAACCUGGCCAGACCCCUGUCCCUGGGUGGGAAGGCCCCCAACCCCACCUAAGUCCACCCAGAUGGGACUACAUGGAGACCAAAGCUCUGUCCCUUCCCCUCCCCCAGAGAACAAGGCAUGGACAGUUGUGCGGCAUGACAGGCUGUGGACAACUCGGGUGACAGGUUCGAGCAUGGAGCGGCCAUUCCUGGGGGCCGUCCAGUACUGGAAUGCAUCCUGGGAGGAAGUCAGUGCCCUGGCCAAUGCUUCCCAGCACUGUGAACAGUGGAUCGAAUUCUCCUGCUACAAUUCCAGGCUGCUCAACACUGCAGGAGGCUACCCCUACAGCUUCUGGAUUGGCCGGAAUGAGGAGCAGCACUUCUACUGGGGAGGCUCACAGCCUGGGAUCCAGCGCUGUGCCUGCGGUCUGGACCGGAGCUGUGUGGACCCUACUCUGCAGUGCAACUGUGACGCUGAUCAGCCCCAGUGGAGAACCGACAGGGGACUGCUGACCUUUGUGGACCAUUUGCCUGUCACUCAGGUGGUGGUGGGGGACACAAACCGCUCCACUUCUGAGGCCCAGUUUUUCCUGAGGCCUCUGCGCUGCUAUGGCGAUCGAAAUUCCUGGAACACCAUCUCCUUCCACACCGGGGCUGCACUACGCUUUCCUCCAAUCCGUGCCAACCACAGCCUUGAUGUCUCCUUCUACUUCAGGACCUCGGCCCCUUCAGGAGUCUUCCUAGAGAAUAUGGGGGGCUCUUACUACCAGUGGUGCCGACCUUACAUACGGGUGGAACUAAACACAUCCCGAGAUGUGGUCUUCGCCUUCGAUGUGGGGAAUGGAGAUGAGAACCUGACAGUACACUCAGAUGAUUUUGAGUUCAAUGAUGACGAGUGGCACCUGGUCCGGGCUGAAAUCAACGUGAAGCAGGCCCGGCUCCGCGUGGACCACCGGCCCUGGGUGGUGCGGCCUAUGCCCCUGCAGACCUACAUCUGGCUGGAGUACGACCAGCCCCUCUACGUUGGAUCUGCAGAGCUUAAGAGGCGCCCCUUCGUGGGCUGCUUGAGGGCUAUGCGUCUGAAUGGAGUGACUCUGAACCUGGAAGGCCGUGCCAAUGCCUCUGAGGGUACCUCACCCAACUGCACAGGCCGCUGUGCCCAUCCCCGGUUCCCCUGUUUCCAUGGAGGCCGUUGCGUGGAGCGCUACAGCUACUACACAUGUGACUGUGACCUCACGGCUUUUGAUGGGCCAUAUUGCAACCAUGAUAUUGGUGGUUUCUUUGAGCCCGGCACCUGGAUGCGCUAUAACCUGCAGUCAGCACUGCGCUCUGCAGCCCGGGAGUUCUCCCACAUGCUGAGCCGGCCGGUGCCAGGCUAUGAGCCAGGCUACAUCCCCGGCUACGACACUCCUGGCUAUGUACCUGGCUACCAUGGCCCUGGGUACCGACUGCCUGACUACCCGCAGCCUGGCCGGCCUGUGCCAGGUUACCGGGGUCCUGUCUACAAUGUUACUGGAGAGGAGGUGUCUUUCAGCUUUAGCACCGAAUCUGCCCCCGCUGUCCUGCUCUACGUCAGCUCCUUUGUGCGUGAUUACAUGGCCGUGCUCAUCAAGGAAGAUGGGACUCUACAGCUGCGAUAUCAGCUGGGCACCAGUCCCUACGUGUACCAGCUAACCACCCGACCAGUUACAGAUGGCCAGCCCCACAGCGUCAAUAUCACCCGGGUUUACCGCCAGCUUUUCAUCCAGGUGGACUACUUCCCAAUGACAGAACAGAAGUUCUCACUGUUGGUGGACAGCCAGCUUGACUCACCCAAGGCCUUGUAUCUAGGGCGUGUUAUGGAAACAGGAGUAAUUGACCCAGAGAUCCAGCGCUACAACACACCAGGUUUCUCGGGCUGCUUGUCUGGUGUUCGAUUCAACAACGUGGCUCCCCUCAAAACCCACUUCCGAACCCCUCGACCCAUGACUGCUGAGCUAGCUGAGGCCCUUCGAGUUCAGGGAGAACUGUCUGAAUCUAACUGUGGAGCCAUGCCACGUCUUUUCUCAGAGGUGCCACCUGAGCUGGAUCCCUGGUAUCUGCCUCCAGACUUCCCAUACUACCAUGAUGAUGGAUGGGUUGCCAUACUUUUAGGCUUUUUGGUGGCCUUCCUGCUGCUGGGGCUGGUGGGAAUGUUGGUGCUCUUCUAUCUGCAAAAUCAUCGCUACAAGGGUUCCUACCAUACCAAUGAGCCCAAGGGCACCCACGAUUACCACCCUGGCAGCAAACCUCCCCUACCUACUUCAGGCUCUGCCCAGGCCCCCCCCAGCCCAGCUCCAGCCCCAGCCCCAGCACCAGCCCCAGCACCAGCCCCAGCCCCAGCCCCUGGCCCUGGCCCCCGGGACCAAAACCUACCCCAGAUCCUGGAGGAGUCCAGAUCUGAAUGA
Messenger RNA from Myotis lucifugus (little brown bat), 3629 nucleotides. It is a transcript of the gene CNTNAP1, whose product is annotated as contactin associated protein 1. Lineage: Eukaryota; Metazoa; Chordata; Mammalia; Chiroptera; Vespertilionidae. The record is from RefSeq and is a predicted model, not a curated record.